Messenger RNA from Hipposideros armiger (great roundleaf bat), 1628 nucleotides. It is a transcript of the gene TNF, whose product is annotated as tumor necrosis factor. The record is from RefSeq and is a predicted model, not a curated record. Gene Ontology annotation, cellular component: membrane; cell surface. The coding region runs from base 184 to 885 and encodes 233 amino acids. Lineage: Eukaryota; Metazoa; Chordata; Mammalia; Chiroptera; Hipposideridae. Gene Ontology annotation, molecular function: cytokine activity; tumor necrosis factor receptor binding. The transcript has 4 exons. Gene Ontology annotation, biological process: positive regulation of canonical NF-kappaB signal transduction; tumor necrosis factor-mediated signaling pathway; extrinsic apoptotic signaling pathway via death domain receptors.
CCCUCAGCGAAGACACCAGGGGACCAGCCAGGAGAGAGAGAAGCAACUCCAGACUCCCCUGGAAAUAAUCUCUCAGAGGACAUAACUCCCAGAGAAGCAGCUGUGCAAUUCUCUCCCUCUAACACACUGCACCAGGGCUCCACCAUCUCCCAGCUGGACUUGAGCCCCUCUGGAAAGGACACCAUGAGCACUGAAAGCAUGAUCCGGGACGUGGAGCUGGCUGAGGAGGCGCUCCCCAAGAAGGCAGGGGGCCCCCACGGCUUCAGACGGUGCUUGUGCCUCAGCCUCUUCUCCUUCCUCCUCGUGGCAGGAGCCACCACGCUCUUCUGCCUGCUGCACUUCGGGGUGAUCGGCCCCCAGAGGGAAGAGUUCCCAGCUGACCUCCAGUUAAUCAACCCUCUGGCCCACACACUUGGAGUGUCUUCUCGAACCCCCAGUGACAAGCCUGUCGCCCACGUUGUAGCAAACCUUGAAACUGAGGGACAGCUCCAGUGGUUGAGCCGGCGUGCCAAUGCCCUCUUGGCCAAUGGCGUGUUGCUGACAGACAACCAGCUGGUGGUGCCUUUGGAUGGGCUGUACCUCAUCUACUCCCAGGUCCUCUUCAAGGGUCAAGGCUGCCCUCAAAGCCAUGUGCUCCUCACUCACACCAUCAGCCGCUUUGCCGUCUCCUACCCGUACAAGGUCAACCUCCUGUCUGCCAUCAAGAGCCCUUGCCAGAGGGAGACAGCAGAUGGGGCUGAGGCCAAGCCCUGGUACGAACCCAUCUACCUGGGAGGGGUCUUCCAGCUGGAGAAGGGUGAUCGACUCAGUGCUGAGAUCAACCUGCCUGAGUAUCUCGAUGUUGCGGAACCCGGGCAGGUCUACUUUGGGAUCAUUGCCCUGUGAGAGAGCAGGAUGUCCACCCUCAUCCACCUUAAUCCCUUUAUUAUCCACUCCUUCAGGCCCCCUCACCCCCUUCCGGUUUAGUAAGGGAAUUAGGGGCUCGGGCUGGCCAUCAAGCUUAGAACUUUAAACUACACUUAGAAACCUAGAGUGCACAGAUGUGUGGCCUGGAAAAUGGGGCACUGGCCACCACCAAGCAUUCAAAUUGGGGCUUACAGAAUGCAAUGGGAGUCUCAGGUUUGGAUCCCUGAAUGCAACCUGGGACACCUGGAAUGUGGAGGCCAGAGAACUUUAGUUCUGGCCAGAACACUUCAGAACAUCCCUUGAGAAGAUCUUACCUAGAACUCGACAUGAGUGGGCCUCAGGCCUCUCUUUCUUCAAAUGUUUCCUGAUUCUUCCUCGAGAUGGAGCGCCCAGCCCCUCCCCCACAGGACCAGCUCCCUCCAUUUAUGUUUGCACUUGUGAUUAUUUAUUAUUUAUUUAUUAUUUAUUUAUUUACUGAUGAAAGUAUUUAUUCGGGGGCUCGAGUGUCCUGGGAGACCCAGAACAGGGGCUGCCUUAGCUCAGAGAUGUUUUCUGUGAAAACGGCGCUGAACUCUAGGUCAUUCCCUCCUGGCCUCCCGGUCUCUGUGCCUCCUUUUGCUUAUGUUUUUAAAAAAUAUUUAUCUGAUCAAGUUGUCUAAAUAAUGUUGAUUUGGUGACUGACUGUCACUACAUCGCUGAACCUCUGCUCCCCAGGGGAGCUG